UGGCUUUUUAAAAUCUCUCAGUCCAGACAAUUAACAGCUGAAGAAAAUAUGACAAGACACACGCAAAGAGGUUGGGAGACAGGGGGAAGAAAUGCGCCAGAAAGGAGCUGAGUUGCCUUCUUGUGUAAACUGCCAGAUCUCCUCUUCCCUCCUCUCCCCCUCCCUUCUCCCUCCUCUGCUCCUAGAACUGUUUCCCCGACCCCCCUUUCUGUCUGCUGAAGGCCAGGAGUGAUCUGUUAACUAUACAACACUGACUGGGAGGCCAAAGCAGCUCAUGGCCAUCCGCUGUACACUGGUAAAUUGCACAUGUGAAUGUUUCCAGCCAGGGAAGAUUAACCUGAGAACCUGUGAUCAUUGUAAACAUGGCUGGGUGGCACAUGCUUUGGACAAGCUUAGCACUCAGCAUCUGUACCACCCUACCCAAGUGGAGAUUGUGCAGUCCAACGUAGUGUUUGACAUCAGCAGCCUGAUGCUCUAUGGUACCCAGGCUGUGCCUGUGAGACUGAAGAUACUGCUGGACCGACUCUUCAGUGUAUUGAAGCAGGAAGAGGUGCUGCACAUCCUGCAUGGCUUAGGCUGGACGCUUCGGGACUACGUGCGGGGCUACAUCCUUCAGGAUGCUGCAGGCAAGGUGCUGGACCGCUGGGCCAUCAUGUCCAGGGAAGAAGAGAUUAUUACCCUUCAGCAGUUUCUGAGAUUUGGAGAAACCAAAUCCAUCGUGGAGCUGAUGGCAAUUCAAGAAAAGGAAGGGCAGGCAGUGGCUGUGCCAUCUUCAAAGACAGAUUCAGAUAUAAGGACUUUUAUUGAAAGCAAUAAUCGCACUAGGAGCCCAAGUCUCCUUGCUCACCUGGAGAACAGCAACCCUUCCAGCAUUCAUCACUUUGAAAACAUCCCUAACAGCCUUGCGUUUCUGCUUCCAUUCCAGUACAUAAAUCCCGUCUCUGCUCCAUUGCUGGGGCUGCCUCCAAAUGGCCUCCUGCUGGAACAGCCGGCUCUGAGGCUGCGUGAGCCAAGCCUUUCUACCCAAAAUGAAUAUAAUGAAAGCAGUGAAUCUGAAGUUUCCCCCACUCCUUUCAAGAAUGAGCAGACAUCCAGCAGGAAUGCUUUGACCAGCAUCACAAAUGUAGAACCCAAAACUGAGCCAGCCUGUGUGUCUCCCGUUCAAACAUCUACACCCAUCAAUGAUUUGUCCAAAACUGAGCACACAAAAAGCUCAUUCAGGAUUCACAGAAUCAGAAGAAUGGGAUCAGCAUCAAGAAAAGGGAGAGUGUUCUGCAAUGCAUGUGGUAAAACGUUCUAUGACAAAGGUACUCUCAAAAUCCACUACAAUGCAGUUCAUCUUAAAAUCAAACACCGGUGCACGAUUGAAGGCUGCAACAUGGUCUUCAGCUCUCUUAGAAGUCGCAAUCGUCACAGUGCUAACCCUAACCCCCGCCUUCACAUGCCUAUGCUAAGGAACAACCGAGACAAAGAUCUAAUCCGUGCUACAUCAGGAGCUGCCACCCCUGUCAUAGCAAGUACAAAAUCCAGUCUUACCUUAACAAGCCCUGGUCGGCCUCCAAUGGGUUUUACUACUCCCCCGCUAGACCCUGUACUACAGAACCCUCUUUCUAGCCAGCUGGUGUUUCCAGCUUUAAAGACUGUCCAACCUGUUCCUCCUUUUUACAGAAGUUUACUUACUCCUGGAGAGAUGGUGAGUCCUCCAACCUCAUUACCCACCAGUCCCAUCAUACCAACAGGUGGUUCAGUGGAACAGCAUCCUCCUCUUCCUUCAGAGUCAUCGUUACCUGUGAUGGUGAUGCCUACCCAUGAGCCUAAUGCUGACCUUGCCCCUAAGAAGAAACCAAGGAAGUCAAGCAUGCCAGUUAAAAUAGAAAAGGAAGUUAUUGAUACUGCUGAUGAGUUUGACGAUGAAGAUGAUGAGGUUAAUGACAACAGCACGAUGGCUAAUGAUAUUGGUCAUGACAAUCACUGCCAUUCGCAGGAGGAAAUGAGCCCAGGAUUGUCUGUGAAAGACUUUUCUAAAAAUGGUAGAAUCAGAUGCAUUUCCAGGACAGAGAUAAGAAGGGCGGACAGCAUGACCUCAGAAGACCAAGAGCACGAGAGAGACUAUGAAAACGAGUCAGAAACCUCAGAGCCAAAAUUGUGCGAGGAAUCCAUGGAAGGUGAUGAACGCAUCCAUGAAUCUAAAGAACAGUCUAUGAUGAACAGUGAGAUGCCAGAUGAAAAUCACAAUGAAUCUUCUCACCGGGAUGUAAUUAAGGUGAAGGAAGAGUUUACAGACCCUACCUAUGAUAUGUUUUACAUGAGCCAAUAUGGACUGUAUAAUGGGGGCAGUGCCAGUAUGGCUGCCCUUCACGAAAGUUUCACUUCAACAUUCAAUUACAACAGUCCUCAAAAGUUCUCCCCAGAAGGGGACCUGUGUUCCAGCCCAGAUCCCAAGAUCUGCUAUGUCUGCAAGAAGAGUUUCAAAAGCUCCUAUAGUGUGAAGCUUCACUACAGGAAUGUUCAUUUAAAAGAGAUGCAUGUCUGCACAGUGGCUGGCUGUAACGCUGCCUUCCCGUCACGGAGAAGCAGAGACAGGCACAGUGCUAACAUAAACCUGCACCGUAAACUGUUGACCAAAGAACUGGAUGACAUGGGACUGGACACCUCUCAGCCCUCUCUUAGUAAGGACCUCCGUGAUGAAUUUUUGGUGAAGAUCUAUGGCACCCAGCAUCAAAUGGGGCUUGACGUAAGGGAAGACACCUCCUCACCAGCUGGUACUGAGGAUUCCCACAUGAAUGGGUAUGGAAGGGGCAUGUCUGAAGACUACAUGGUCCUAGACCUGAGCACCACCUCCAGCAUCCAGUCUAGCAGCAGUAUCCAUUCCUCAAGAGAAUCUGAUGCAGGCAGUGAUGAGGGGAUUCUCCUGGAUGACGUUGAUGGGGCGAGUGACAGUGGGGAAUCUGCACACAAAAUGGACACCCCUGCCAUAGGUGUAGGUAUGGGUUCCGACCUUCCAGGAUCCCUCAUGUUCAACAAUGUUCCAAUGAGCAACGGUGGGAUAAUGUGUAACAUUUGCCACAAAAUGUACAGCAACAAGGGGACCCUCAGGGUGCACUAUAAAACGGUGCACUUGCGAGAAAUGCACAAGUGCAAAGUCCCUGGGUGCAACAUGAUGUUUUCCUCUGUCCGCAGCCGAAAUCGGCACAGUCAGAACCCUAACCUGCAUAAAAACAUUCCCUUCACUUCAGUAGAUUAGUUUAAGGAUGGACACGCAAAUGCCAGCUCUCACGGAGGGCCUACCAUGUUUGAACUGCCAUAUACAGUCUAUAUAUAUAUCUGUGUGUAUGUAUGUGUAUGUAUGUGUAUAUAUAUACACAUACAUACACACACACACACAGAUAUAUAUAUAUAUAUGUGUGUAUAUAUAUACACACACACAUAUAUAUCUAUUUUUCUUUUUUAACAAAAGAAAAACACCAGGUGCUUCUGUUUGUUUGUUUUCAUUUUCCUUUGUUGGGUUUGGGAUGGGGGACAGGGGAAGGUUAAGAAGGGAUGGAAUCUUUAACUGGGGGUAAAAUACCCUCAAUAAAAACCACAAAAACUUGCAAUUAGCCCCAGUUUUGUUAUGAAAUUCUUGGUCAUCUCCAAAGAGACAAACUGUUCUACCCAUGAUUAUUGCCUGCAAAAAAACAAAAUACAAAGAAGCAAAAAGAGGGUGGGGGGGGAGAACUUCUUGGUUGUCUUUGUGUACUUUAAGCCGUUGGGAGAAACUUCUACUAAGCAUGGCUGUUACACUUGUAUAUAUAUUGAGCCUUGAGAGGCCUAUGAUGUAAAACAAUUGUAUUGAUGGUGGUUUAACUCUCUCUUUUUUUUUUUUUUUUUAAUUUUUACAGUUACAUCCAGCUGUUAGAUAUGCAGAAAAAAAUAGUUUGCUGGCUAGCUCUAUUCAAUUUAUGUUAGCUUUAAUGCACAUUUUUAAAAGAAACACGGUCUUGUUUUAACUACCUGCUAUAUAUAAGUAAUACAGAAGGGCUGGCAUGCUUUACAGUACCUGAUCUGAUACAGCUUUUUUGUCUUGUACUAUUACAUAAAUCCAGUCAUGCACUUUUUUCAUACACUACAAGGGGAUGUGUAAUAAUAUCCAUGCUUUUUUUUCCCUAAACUAUUGCCAUAUUUUCAGUAAGUGUCUUUAAAAAAAAACACUUAGAUAAAAGUGGUCUGGUCAGUAUGGGGCAUGAAUGCCAAACAAAAAGUAUUAGUGUUUAGUGUUAAUACAAAAGUGCCAACUUUGCACAAGUUUUCAGAAAAGAAAAUAUAACUAGUUACUCACUGUAACCAGAGGCUGAGUUUUUGGCUAACAGAAAAAUGCUAGGGGAAGAAAAACAUAAAGAACACUUGGUGCUUUUUUCAAGUGUCAAAUAUUAUUAGAAUCAACAGUGCAUCUUUAUUUCUUAUAUGUUACAUUGCAUAAAAGGAAAACAGAAUUAUGUGGUGUGAAUCAGUGGAGGCAUUUCCUCUGUUGAGCAAGGAUAAUAUUGCAGGAUAUAGAUGCUGAAAUUACUUACUGCAGAACAAAGCUAGAUACAGUGAAUCCAUUCUGGUGCUCCUUAUUCCUGGGCUUUUGUGUUCUUAAAAAAAAAAAAAAAGAAAGAAAGAAAGAAAGGAAAAAAAAGUCUUAACUCUGUUGUUCUGUAAAGUUGUCUGAUUUGCAGUGGAAAGUGCUGUAGUAUGAUUAAGGCAUGUUUUAUAAAAGCAAACGAAAGACAUUAAUGGCAGAAGCACUUAGAAGCACUGAAAACAUGUGCUGGACUUUUUAUUGGGUUACCUUCCCUUUGGAUAAAUUAGAGGCAAAACCAAAACUAUAGUUGUGUUAAUGUUUUGUGUUUUACCCAUAUGGUAAAAGAAGAAUCAGAGAAGAAUGAAAAGAAUCAUCAGAGAAGAAUGAAAGUAGUCCAGGAAAGAUAGUGAGAGAAAGAGAGAUAGAAAGGGAACAAGCAGUUGAAAGAGACUGAGGGAGAGGCUGCCCUCCGAAUCUUUUUUUGUUUCCGGUGUUUACACAUGGUGCUUGAGCUGGUAAACCGCACUGGCAGCCUAAGCUACCACAACAUACUGACUGAAUGAUGAUAUUUACUUAAGUUCAGCCUACAGCCAAAACCAUUAGGGUGUGUGUUAUAGACUUUUUUUUAAGCCAAGGAAUAUUUCAGCAUACAAUGCUCACUUAAAGACAAUGUAUUCCUUUUCUGUAUUUAAUGGCCUCGAACAUUUCUCUUGUUACGCUGAGAGUCAGAAAUGCUCCUUUGUUUCAGCUUCAGGUUGUUUUGAUUUGUUGUGCAUUUUGAUCAUUUUGUCCACAUGAGCACUCACUCCUGUUAAAUUUGCCAGAGGAAACGGUUUAUGUGGAUCCUUUCCCUUUGGGAUUCAUUGUACAUUUCAGUAUUCCAAAAGUGAGACUCAACAGAUAAUGCAGUGUUUCCAUUUGUAGAAAAUAAAAUUAAUUAAAAAAAAAAAUCCUUCAAAAGAGACUGAAACCAUGUUUCUAUAGGAUGUGUUAUUUAAAAUGAGCUUCUGGUCACUCUUUAGUAAUGUACAGUGAGAAAAGACUGAAAACAUCUGUGGAUUCCAUAGAAACUAUAUGAAAAGUCCAGUGUGUCAGACAAGAAAUAUGUACAGCAAAAUCCUAAGCAGUUUUUGCUGACUUAUUAUUUUACAUUUUUUCACUUUUCCCCAAAUUCUUAAAUAUUUUUCCUCGUCAAAUUAAGAGAAGAGAUCUGCUCUGUUUUAUGUUUGUACAUGUCCAGUAUGCUUUUGAAAGAGGGAAGUUAGAACAGUAAAGGUGAAUUCUUCUCAACAUAUGAACCUUUGUAGUGUUAUCUGUACUGCACUCCUGUCACAAUCCUAAGCUAUUAGGAAUCAAGCAAGAUGGAAAGUUUGAAAGACAAAACAAAAAUAACUGAAUAUCUACAGAAAAACACUGUUUUUGAAGUAUGUAUGGUAUAAAUAAAUAUCUUUUUUUAAUGAAAAACACAUUUGAGGUAUAUAAAUAAUUCUUUACUGGA
This is a messenger RNA of Malaclemys terrapin pileata, 6044 nucleotides long. It is a transcript of the gene BNC2, whose product is annotated as basonuclin 2. Gene Ontology annotation, cellular component: nucleus. The coding region runs from base 275 to 3244 and encodes 989 amino acids. Gene Ontology annotation, biological process: regulation of DNA-templated transcription. NCBI's taxonomy places the organism in Eukaryota, Metazoa, Chordata, Testudines, Emydidae. The record is from RefSeq and is a predicted model, not a curated record. The transcript is spliced from 5 exons.